Anguilla rostrata (American eel) is the source of this 2856-nucleotide messenger RNA. RefSeq names its product B-cell CLL/lymphoma 7 protein family member B-A-like. The transcript has 6 exons. Bases 867 to 1475 code for a protein of 202 amino acids. NCBI's taxonomy places the organism in Eukaryota, Metazoa, Chordata, Actinopteri, Anguilliformes, Anguillidae. The record is from RefSeq and is a predicted model, not a curated record.
AAUAAGGAUUACCGACCCACCGAAAAAUAGUAACAUGAAUAUCUCACGUGAAAUAACUUCCGUUUGAUGUCAUUUGUUUGUUGGGUUAAUGAUUUAUCGAUAUUCUCCAACUAAUGAGUUGUAAAGAAGAUUGAAAAGAACACACAACCUUUAUCAAACGUGCAACUAGGUCUUCUGCAGUCAGCGUUUUUUUUAAAGCCCUUUCCUAGGUUUGACAGUGGAUGGAGGGUUUUCAUAGAGAAACGAUCUAUUGUGAUUUGGAAGGUGCAGAAUUGGACAUUCCUGAAUAGUAUAGCCAGGCACAGUGUAGCUUAAAUGGGCUUAUAUAACCUAUAUGGGUAAACAUCUUUAGACACAGUAAGCCUGUAUUUAAUGUAAAAUAUGUGCCUGUUAACAAUUCUACAAUUCCAAAUUAAGUCAAUUCUACAGUUCCCAAUACGGAGAAUGAUUUGAUUUCCAUCGUAAGCUCAUUGUUAUUGUGCUUAAACAAAUUAACAAGUUUGUGAAUUGAACUCAAGCCAUUACUUGAAUAAUAUUUGUCAAUUGCUGUGUGGACGACCAUGGCAUACAUAAGAAUUUGGAGUUUUAUUUAGUAGAACAAAAUAUCAUGUGCUGAAAAGAAAUUGAUGAAAUUAUAUCGAAAAUAUCAAGUGUCCUGAAAUAAUACAUGUGAAAAAUACCCAACCUGACUGGUUAUAACAUUGACUGAACAGCAUUGAAAUCAUCGGAUAUAAAUACGGGGCGUUCUCUCGGGCAGGAAAAAAAAGUGUCGCGAGAUUAUGAGUACAAAUAUUGUGACCGAUUCGGGGAAGGAGCCGGAAAAGAAGGCGAGAAAGAAGUAUUGAAAGUUACUACCAAGGUUCAAAAUGUCGGGACGCUCAGUUCGAGCGGAGACUCGCAGCCGCGCUAAAGAUGACAUGAAGAAAGUCAUGGCAGCCAUCGAGAGGGUUCGUAGAUGGGAGAAGAAAUGGGUGACUGUAGGAGACACAUCUUUGCGGAUAUUUAAGUGGGUGCCAGUGGUGGACAGCAAAGAGAAAGACAGGAGCAAGGUUGGUGUGGGAGGAGCGAGAGAGCUGAAGAACUUUUCCGCAAACAAGGUCUCGGAAAAAGCUCGCUCAGUCCUGCUGGACUUUCAGGAUGAGAACAGCAACCAGAGCUCCCUGUCGGACGCCUACCAGCCCAAAGUGGACAGCAGCAGCAGCUCCAGCCCCCAGCCCAGUGAGCCCGUCAGCCCCGCCCACAUCUCCGACUUCCGAACCGACGACUCCCAGCCCCCCACCCUGGGGCAGGAGAGCUUAGCGGACUCGGAGACGUCGAUGCCGAUCUCCGCCGAUGCCGAUGAGCCUCCGACGCUGAUUAAAGAGGACUCGCUGGCUCUCGCUGUCCAGGAGGAAGAGGACUGUUCUGGAGGCCCACCGUUAAAGAGAGUCUGUACGGAUGAGAGCUCGGUCCUGCAGACCACGCCCCUGAGCUAGCCCACAAUGCACUUCACCCGGCCCCAGAGUGCACUGCCGUCUCUGCGGUUCCGCUCCCUUCGGCUGCGACGGACACGCCCAGGACCACACGCCUCAGUAUUCUCCUGCGUUUGAAGUAUUUUUUUUGAAGUGUUUUUUGUUUUCAUUUGUGUGAAUUUUUUUUUUUUCUGUUGCCGCCAAACCUUUGGGCACGAUAUCACAUUCACAGGAUAACUGUUACCCGAGUGAGCCAUAUUGUAUUAGGGAGGCAGUCCAGCCCUAAACUUAGCAUGGCAUAAACAAAUGUAAGGCACAUGUUUCAGCUUGUCUUGUAAAUUUCUAUGACUGGAAAUUAAUAUGCGUGUAUUUAAACGAUAGCUUUAUAUGUUGGGUUUGUAUGGCCUGUACUGCCAAGUGCCUAGAGUACUUAAAGGCUUUUUUACAAGUAGAUGAAAAACCAUCAUGCCCUGUUUUGUCAUUAAUUCUUUUUAUUUUUGUUUCAGCCAAGCCAAAUAUGAAUUUGGAAUACAUUUUAAUCUUUUUUUGUCAACGGGAUAUUUAACAUUUGGACGAAUACUGCUUUCUGUGUGCGGAGUAAUUCCUAUAGGUACAGUCUUUCAAAUGGAGCAAAUAAAUUGUGGUUUCAUAUGUACAGUAUAUAUAGCAGUUGAAAUUGUGUGGAGUUUUUCUUGAAGUGAAAGUUCAUUCAGGUACACUUUAGUUCACUUGAGUAGUCCAGUCUUUCUUUGGAUUUGUUUUGGGUCUGAUGGUUUUUUGCGCUAACUUGUGUUCCCAUUUAAAAGACAUCUAAGAGUUUUGAUUUUUCUUGUAUUUUUGACAGAUCUUGAAAGUGCUUUUCUCUAUAUUAUUUUAAGUGUUCUCAUACUGAUCUCAGCGUUAAGACCAGUAUAUUUUUUUUUUCUGCAAUACCACUGUUUUACAUGAAAUUAUAAUGUAGAGUUUCUUGUGAGGAUAAAUUGUUUCAAUUAACAGUUUGCUUUUAGUGUGCACACUGAAAGCAAUUUUCAACGCUUUAUUUUUUAUUUUUUUGGCAGUAGGGAAUUGGAACAUGUAAGUUAUUAAACAAUUUUGUGUUAUUGGUGAUAUUUUAUAUGAUGAAAUGUGCUGUACCUUGCAGUUUCUUUAAAAAAAGAGUAUUUUGAAUUGAAUUCUUUUCAUAAUUUAUGGAAGAGUGGCUUUACGUUUUUUAAACGUUUUCAGUGAAAGAGCCGGUCAGUUCCCACUUGCAUCCACAUAUUUGGGUAUUCUUAAAUUACCUUAAUCUACCAACAAUGGUUUACAGAUUUUCUGUGUUGAGAACACACUUUUAAAAAUGCCUCUGUCAUUUUAUUUGAUUUGGAUGUCAAAGGGGUUCUGUUAAUAAACAACUUUUUUUCAUAAA